Molecule: messenger RNA, 247 nt
Organism: Paramecium primaurelia
Lineage: Eukaryota; Ciliophora; Oligohymenophorea; Peniculida; Parameciidae
Source: the annotation of a GenBank genome assembly
AUGUCUGAUAAUUUAUUUUUUUAGGUCACUCUUGAAAACAAGACUAUUUUUAUUUGUAAUCCUUAUUCAUCCAGGCACAUGUCUCUAUUUUCAAAAUUAGAGUAGGAUUCAAUUAUAUUGAGCACAACAACUAACAAGUAAAGCUCUGUAUUACUUUAAAAUAAUACUAUUUUAGUUUUAUCAUUUAUGGAGUAAGAGUUAUUUAAAGGAAAUGAAUCACUUAUUCAUUAAAAUUACUACACAUUGA